Molecule: messenger RNA, 1261 nt
Organism: Musa acuminata AAA Group (dessert banana)
Lineage: Eukaryota; Viridiplantae; Streptophyta; Magnoliopsida; Zingiberales; Musaceae
Product: dihydroceramide fatty acyl 2-hydroxylase FAH1-like
Exons: 8
Coding region: 162-875 (237 amino acids)
Biological process (GO): lipid biosynthetic process; fatty acid metabolic process
Cellular component (GO): membrane; endoplasmic reticulum
Molecular function (GO): fatty acid 2-hydroxylase activity; iron ion binding
Source: RefSeq, a predicted model, not a curated record
CGUUUGAGUUGACGGUGUCGAUCGGACCAUAUAUGGAGUGAACAACUAAGAAAAGAUAUCCGCUCUCGCUCUCUCGUUCGACGGCCGACGCGAGGAGAAGAGCCGGGGAGGCGACCUCUUGGGUCCGUCACUGCGUUCGUGAAAUAUAAAGCAUCAUCCAAAUGGUCUCGCAGGAGUUCACUGUCGACUUGAAUAAGCCUCUCGUAUUUCAGGUGGGUCAUCUUGGAGAAGCUUACCAAGAAUGGGUUCACCAGCCUAUUGUUAGCAAGGAAGGCCCACGAUUUUUCGCAAAUGACUUCUUGGAGUUCUUAACGCGAACGGUAUGGUGGGCGGUUCCAACAAUAUGGCUGCCAGUUGCUUGUUGGUGCCUGAGCAUGUCUAUCCAAAGGGGCAAUACACUCCCUCGGUUAGCUCUGAUGGCAGCCACUGGAAUAUUUCUGUGGACCUUGAUCGAAUAUACUUUGCAUCGCUUCCUUUUUCACAUCAAAACUAAGAGUUAUUGGGGAAACACUGCUCAUUACCUUCUUCAUGGUUGCCAUCACAAACAUCCCAUGGAUGGACUACGGCUAGUCUUUCCCCCUGCUGCUGCAGCUAUCUUAUGUGUACCAUUCUGGAAUCUGGUUAAACUAAUUGCCACUCCAUCAUCUGCUCCUGCCUUGUUCGGAGGUGGCCUACUGGGUUAUGUUAUCUAUGACUGCACUCACUACUACCUGCACCAUGGACAACCAUCCAAAGAGCCAGCUAAGAAUCUGAAGCGAUACCAUCUGAACCAUCACUUCAGAAUUCAAAACAAGGGGUUUGGAAUAACUUCGUCACUCUGGGACAUUGUCUUUGGCACAUUGCCCCCAUCAAAAUCCUCUUCUCAAAGCAAUUGAUUAUUUCGCACCACCGAGGAAGAUUUUUAUAAUAUUUGGCUGGGUGUGUCUCAUUUGAUCCUUCUCCAAACGUCCAUAUAAACGAUGCUUCUUUUCGUUCUUACAAUGGAGAGCAUUUAUGUGAUCAAGACAUCCACCUAUUCUUGUCUUCAACACUAUACUCUGUCUAUUAGGCUUCAACACUUUUACAUUUUCUAGUCUAAUUCAUCAGGUGUACAAUUGCCUCAUUGUAGUUUGCAGGUUUCUAUCAACCAUCCUUGCAAAACCGGUUCAUUUAGUGAACCAUAUCAGUCAGAGACAAUUGCGACAAAGCUAGUAACAAAAUUUCUUCCUUGCUGCUACUCUUCGCUGAAAUUUUGUUCUAUAAAUUUUCUGCUCAUUGUUCA